AAACAAGAAUCACACUAACUAACUUCGUCUCCUAAAAACUGUUUAUAUGGAUUUUCAAAAGGGAGUUUCUUUCUUCCUGGCAUUCUUGCUUUGGGGCAAUAUUGUCCAGGCUAAUCAAAAUUACAAGGAUGCCCUUGCCAAAUCCAUAUUGUUUUUCCAAGGUCAACGUUCCGGGAGGUUCCCGACUUCCAAUGGCAUCCCUUGGAGAGCCAUUUCCGGCCUUUCCGAUGGCUCCCUAGCACAUGUGAAUUUAGUUGGAGGGUAUUAUGAUGCGGGGGACAAUGUUAAAUUUAACUUCCCGAUGGCAUAUACAACGACAAUGCUAUCAUGGAGUGCAUUGGAGAACUCGAAGCCGUUGGGCCCGCAACUUGAAAAUGUGAGAGAGGCAAUUAGGUGGGCGACGGACUACCUUAUCAAGUGUGCAACAGCGACUCCGGGCGUACUUUAUGUUGGUGUUGGGGACCCGAAUGUGGACCACAAGUGUUGGGAGAGACCGGAGGACAUGGACACGGUUCGAACCGUGUACUCGGUCUCUCGAACCAAACCGGGCUCGGAUGUUGCUGGUGAAACCGCAGCAGCUUUAGCCGCUGCCUCCUUGGUUUUUCGAGUGGUUGAUAGUAAAUACUCCAAGUUGUUGUUGAGAACUGCAAAGUCUGUGUUCCAGUUUGCAACACAAUAUAGGGGUUCUUAUAGUGACUCCCUUGGUUCAGCUGUUUGUCCAUUUUACUGUUCUUAUUCGGGAUAUAAGGAUGAAUUAUUGUGGGGAGCUGCAUGGCUGCUAAGGGCGACAAAGGAUGCAUCCUACAGGAGUUUUAUAAAUUCCUUAGGUGCGAAUGAUGCAACCGAUAUAUUCAGCUGGGACAACAAAUAUGCGGGAGCUCGAGUUCUUUUGUCUAGGGGGAGUUUGGUGGCAAAUGAUAAGUCAUAUGAACCAUUCAGACAACAAGCCCAAGAUUUCAUGUGCAAAAUUCUACCUAAUUCGCCUUCUUCCACUACACAAUAUACUAAAGGGGGGCUAAUGUUUAAACUAGCGGAUAAUAACCUCCAAUACGUGACAUCCAUAACCUUCUUGCUCACCACCUACGCCAAAUACAUGAAAUCAGCAAAAACCACUUUCAAUUGUGGCAACAUCAUGGUGACCCCAAACACCCUAAUCAACCUUGCAAGGAAACAGGUGGAUUAUAUAUUAGGAGACAACCCGAUGAAGAUGUCUUAUAUGGUAGGUUAUGGUGCAAAUUACCCAAGAAGAAUUCAUCACAGAGGAUCCUCAUUGCCUUCACUAUCAACUCACCCUCAAACAUUUGGCUGUGAAGGAGGUUUUCAACCAUUUUACUAUACUUCAAACCCUAACCCUAACAUACUAACGGGUGCAAUCGUGGGAGGUCCAAACCAGAAUGAUUUCUUCCCUGAUGAACGAACUGAUUACAGUCACUCGGAACCUGCUACAUACAUUAAUGCGGCCAUGGUUGGGCCUUUAGCUUACUUAUCUGGGAGAUAAAUUCCCCCAUUACUAUAAAUUAUACAUUUAUAUGUCCUCGUUGUAUCAAAACUGAAAAUCAAGUAUUUCCCACCUGUAAGGAGAAGGUGAAGUAUAAGUAUUUUAAGUUGCAGCAAUUAUAUAUAGUUAAACAAUCUCUAUCAUGAA
This is a messenger RNA of Lactuca sativa (garden lettuce), 1645 nucleotides long. RefSeq names its product cellulase 3 (gene CEL3). The record is from RefSeq and is a predicted model, not a curated record. Gene Ontology annotation, molecular function: hydrolase activity, hydrolyzing O-glycosyl compounds. NCBI's taxonomy places the organism in Eukaryota, Viridiplantae, Streptophyta, Magnoliopsida, Asterales, Asteraceae. Gene Ontology annotation, biological process: carbohydrate metabolic process.